Molecule: messenger RNA, 1506 nt
Organism: Nyctereutes procyonoides (raccoon dog)
Lineage: Eukaryota; Metazoa; Chordata; Mammalia; Carnivora; Canidae
Gene: NPY5R
Product: neuropeptide Y receptor Y5
Exons: 2
Coding region: 111-1451 (446 amino acids)
Biological process (GO): G protein-coupled receptor signaling pathway
Cellular component (GO): plasma membrane; neuron projection
Molecular function (GO): neuropeptide Y receptor activity; neuropeptide binding
Source: RefSeq, a predicted model, not a curated record
AACCAGAGGAGUUAUCAGAACCCAGGAAAAUUAGGCAGAAAGGCCAGUCAAAGCUACUUUGAUUAGAAGCUCGCUAAUCUACACAGAAUAGUUCCUGCGAGGACUCUAAGAUGGAUUUAGAACUCCAGGAUUUUUAUAACAAGACACUUGCCACAGAGAACAAUACUGCUGCCACUCGGAAUUCUGAUUUCCCGGUCUGGGAUGACUAUAAAAGCAGUGUAGAUGAUUUACAGUAUUUUCUGAUUGGACUUUAUACAUUUGUAAGUCUUCUCGGUUUUAUGGGGAAUCUACUUAUUUUAAUGGCUCUCAUGAGAAAGCGUAAUCAGAAGACGAUGGUAAACUUCCUCAUAGGAAAUUUGGCCUUCUCUGAUAUUUUGGUUGUGCUGUUUUGCUCACCUUUUACACUGACCUCUGUCCUGCUGGAUCAGUGGAUGUUUGGCAAAGUCAUGUGUCACAUUAUGCCUUUUCUUCAAUGUGUGUCAGUUCUGGUUUCAACUUUAAUUCUAAUAUCAAUUGCCAUUGUCAGGUAUCAUAUGAUCAAGCAUCCUAUAUCUAAUAAUUUAACAGCAAACCAUGGCUACUUCCUGAUUGCUACUGUCUGGACACUAGGUUUUGCGAUUUGUUCUCCCCUUCCAGUGUUUCACAGUCUGGUGGAACUUCAGGAAACAUUUGACUCCGCAUUGCUGAGCAGCAGGUAUUUAUGUGUUGAGUCGUGGCCAUCUGAUUCGUACAGAAUUGCUUUUACUAUCUCUUUAUUGCUAGUCCAAUAUAUUCUUCCCUUGGUGUGUCUAACUGUGAGCCAUACCAGUGUCUGCAGGAGUAUAAGCUGCGGGUUGUCCAACAAAGAAAACAAACUGGAAGAAAAUGAGAUGAUCAACUUAACUCUUCAACCAUUCAAAAAGAGUGGGCCUCAGGUGAGACUUUCCAGCAGCCAUAAAUGGAGCUAUUCAUUCAUCAGAAAACACAGGAGAAGGUACAGCAAGAAGACGGCAUGUGUCUUACCUGCUCCAGCAAGACCUCCUCAAGAGAACCAUUCAAGAAUGCUUCCAGAAAACUUUGGUUCUGUAAGAAGUCAGCUCUCUUCAUCCAGUAAGUUCAUACCGGGGGUCCCCACCUGCUUUGAGGUGAGACCUGAAGAAAACUCGGAUGUUCAUGACAUGAGAGUAAACCGUUCUAUCAUGAGAAUCAAAAAGAGAUCCCGAAGUGUUUUCUAUAGACUAACCAUACUGAUACUAGUGUUUGCUGUUAGCUGGAUGCCACUACACCUUUUCCAUGUGGUAACUGAUUUUAAUGACAACCUCAUUUCAAACAGACAUUUCAAAUUGGUGUAUUGCAUUUGUCAUUUGCUAGGCAUGAUGUCCUGUUGUCUUAAUCCUAUUCUGUAUGGUUUUCUCAAUAAUGGGAUCAAAGCUGAUUUAAUUUCCCUUAUACAGUGUCUUCAUAUGUCAUAAUUCUUCAUGUUUACCAAGGAGACAACAAAUGUUGGGAUCGUCUAAAACAUAGUCA